Messenger RNA from Rhopalosiphum maidis (corn leaf aphid), 1095 nucleotides. Its product is annotated as innexin inx2-like. Gene Ontology annotation, molecular function: gap junction channel activity. The transcript has a single exon. The record is from RefSeq and is a predicted model, not a curated record. The coding region runs from base 13 to 1095 and encodes 360 amino acids. Lineage: Eukaryota; Metazoa; Arthropoda; Insecta; Hemiptera; Aphididae. Gene Ontology annotation, biological process: phototransduction. Gene Ontology annotation, cellular component: gap junction; plasma membrane.
GCAGCCAACACUAUGAUCAACGUUUUCGAUGCCGUGAGAGAUCUGCUGAAGUUGGACGCCGUGUGCAUCGACAACAACGUGUUCCGGCUGCACUACAAAGCGACCGUCGUCAUGCUCGUCACGUUCUCGUUGAUCGUCACCGCCCGCCAGUACGUCGGUGACCCGAUAAACUGCCUGGUGGACGGUGUACCAAAUCAAAUCAUGGAUUCGUAUUGUUGGAUACACUCGACGUUCACCGUGACCAAAAAGAUCGGCGGCCGCGUGGGCAAAGACAUCGUUCAACCUGGCGUCGGGCCCUACCGGGAGGGCGAAGACAUCGUCAAGUACCAUAAGUACUACCAGUGGGUGUGUUUCGUUCUGUUCUUCCAAGCCGUGUUCUUCUACGUGCCCAGGUACAUAUGGAAAAUAUUGGAGGGCGGCCGCAUACGAGUACUGGUCAACGGCCUCGACGACGUCAUGAUCACCGAAGAGCAAAAGGCCAAAGGCAUUAAACUGCUGGUGGACUACUUCACCGACAACUUGCACGCGCACAACUUCUACGCCGUUCAGUUUUUCGUCUGCGAGCUGCUGAACUUUGUCAACGUCGUCGCCCAAAUGCUGUUCCUCCACUACUUUUUCGAAGGCGAGUUCGCGCGGUACGGUCUCGACAUUUUCCGGUUCACCGACAUGGAGCCCGCCGAACGGGUGGAUGCCAUGUCCCGGAUAUUUCCUAAAGUCGCCAAGUGCACGUUUGAAAGAUACGGGUUUUCCGGUACCAUACAGAAGUUCGAUGGCUUAUGCCUGUUGCCGCUGAACAUAGUUAACGAGAAAAUCUACGCGUUCCUGUGGUUCUGGUUCUUGUUCAUUGCCGUGAUCAGUGGUAUCAACAUGGCGUAUCGUACAACUGUCAUCAUAUCAUCCCGGUUCCGCUUGGUGUUGUUGAAAAUGAAAUCUCGCCUAUCUCGUCAGGAUGAAUUAUUCACAAUAGUUGAAAAUUUCCAGGUGGGCGAUUGGUUUGUUUUAUACCAGAUAGGUAACAACUGCAAACCCAGGAUAUUCAGGGAACUUGUAUCAAAUUUGGCUGCCUUGCAAUUUAACGACAAUGAGGACGUUUAA